This is a messenger RNA of Pimephales promelas (fathead minnow), 2428 nucleotides long. NCBI's taxonomy places the organism in Eukaryota, Metazoa, Chordata, Actinopteri, Cypriniformes, Leuciscidae. The record is from RefSeq and is a predicted model, not a curated record.
GUCAGAAAUGCAAACGAAAGUAUUGCUCCGUGGACAUUUCAAGAGCAUGAGCUUCAUGUCGGCGAAAGAAUAUAGUCAUCGCUUAUUUAUAGCAUAAGGACAUGGUAGUUUGUGUUUUAUUUUACAUUAUUUGACGAUGCACACACCGAGCUGUGUUUUGAUAUCAACAUUGUUGAUGAUCGCAAAUGGGUUCAUUGUGCGAGGUCCAUCUACUCCUCUGGUUGCUCCUCUGGGAUCUUCACUGGUUUUGCCCUGUUAUACUGAUAAACCUUUACCAGUGAAGGGUCUGGAGGUGGAGUGGAGAAGAACAGACUCUGAGACUCUGGUUCAUCUGUAUCAAUAUGGAGAGAGUCGACCAGAGGCCCAGCAGCAGGAUUAUCAGGACAGAGCUCAUUUCUUUACUGAUCAGAUUCAACAUGGAAACUUCUCCCUCCGUCUGGACAAUCUGACAGCUGAAGAUGAGGGAAAUUACACAUGUAAAGUUUACAGUCAGCAGGAUUCAGGAGAGACUGAGGUUCACAUAAAAGAUGUUGAGCGUCUGCUGGUAUCAGGAUCGAGUCGCUCCAUAUCUGCAUAUGCGGGUGAUGACGUCACUCUGAACUGCUCUAUCGACUCUCACAUCAAACCUGAACACAUUGAAGAGGUUUCAUGGAGGAAAACAGAUGAAGAUGAAGAUAUUCUGGUUCUGCUUUACCUGAACAAUAAGGCUUUUCCAGAUUCAUCAGAUUUGCAAUACAGAGACAGAGUUGAGUUCUUCACUGAUGAAAUCCCCAAAGGAAACUUUUCUCUCAGACUGAAGAGUGUCAGAACUGAAGACAAAGGAGUUUACAUGUGUCAUGUGUUUGCUGGAGUACUUUCAGCCAAUUCAACUGUGGUACUGGAGCAACUGGGUUUCUCUGUUUCACACAUAAUAAUUUUGAUUCUAUGUAUUUCUGCAUCUGGAUCUGCACUUCUGCUGUGGUUUCCGAUCUACUUCAGAUCACAAAAUACAGACUCUGCAGCCAAACCUGUCAGGACUCUUGGGUUUCUUCAUGUGUUUCUUCCCAAUAUUAUGAUGUUUGUGGCCUUUGUCCUCUGGGGUGUUACAGAAGGAAUUCUGUAUGAGACGAUCUUUUGCUGUGCUCUUUAUAUCCUGAGGCCUCUGAUGGUGAUAAAUGUUGCACCGUAUUUAAAGAAGAUAUCAGAAUUCUGUCUUCAAUCGGAAUUUGUCAUUUUUAUGCUGGUCUAUUUUUCAGUUCUUUUGAGUCGUGCUUGGAGAAAUAUUGUACAUUAUGAAGGGUCUGAAAAAAUAAUGAUAAUAUCCGUGUUUGGAGUCGUGAUUCUGCUGUGUGUCAUCUUCAUCAUUUACUUAUUUACUAAAAACAAGAAGAUGCCGUGUCAUGGAGAGAUAUGUAAAUGGAUGUGGGGGAAAGUAACUGAUGUAGCUUAUUUCAGCUUUUUCAUUCUGCCUUCGUUGCAAAUCUCCCUCCUGUUCAUCGCUUUUGGAGUCGCCACUGGAGGGUUUAUUGUCAGCAUGAUUGUCCCACUGUUCUUUUUUCUGUCAUUUUCCUGUUUGGUGGGCAUAAACAAAAAGAAAAGCUAUUCAAAUUUGCUCAAUAUAAUCUCAUGGUUGAUCUUCAUGUUCAUCAUGACUGCAGUAACAGUGUAUUUCUACAGCACAUCACUGAAACAUGAAAAAGAUGCUGUGGGAUGGACGUGUACGGCUGUAUUUCUGCAACUGCUGUGGAUGAUUGCAGUGUACAUUCAGCUAGAUCUGGGUCUGACCCUCACCUUUAAAAAGGUGUUGUAUGUGUUUGGAUCAGUCGUUGUUGUUUUACUGAACUCUGUUACACUGAUGACUGAACUGAUACUGAAAACAGUUAAUGGUGAGCGUGCAGUUGGAGAUCUGAGAGUCGUCCUCUUCUCCUCUGAAAGUGUAUUUGCUUUUUCUCUGCUGAUUUUGGCCAUGUUUGAAGCCUGGAUUUCUGACAUCAAAUGUCGGCAGUGUUGUCAGAGAGCAGAGAGAACUGAUGAUAUUCCAGACACCGGAUUGAACCAGAAUCAGGAUUCUCAGAAUGCAGCAGCGUCUGAUGAAGCUUCAGCCAGUGGAUCAAACCAGAACCAGAACUAGAACUCAUCAGCAGAAUCACAUGAAAUGAAUCCUCUACUGGAUCAAGAUCAGGAGGCCGGAAAAACAGAUAAAACCAGUGAGCCGUGCGAGACAGUUUACCAGAUGGAGGAAAAUCAGCCGGAUUCAGUGGAAUCAUAAACAGCAAUAACAGAAAAAUACUCUUUAUCCAACAUUAUGACUAUUUACUCAGACUCCCAGAAGUGCUGAUAGAGAUUUAAGAUAAGGGUUCAAUAGCAUCCUUCAUUUGUAAUUAAGCUCUUUUUUAUGUAUGUUUUCUUGGCUAUGCAAAUAUGUAAAUAUGUGGAUAAUACAUUAUUU